Molecule: messenger RNA, 2438 nt
Organism: Asterias rubens (European starfish)
Lineage: Eukaryota; Metazoa; Echinodermata; Asteroidea; Forcipulatida; Asteriidae
Exons: 3
Coding region: 23-778 (251 amino acids)
Biological process (GO): positive regulation of canonical NF-kappaB signal transduction
Source: RefSeq, a predicted model, not a curated record
UAAUGCACCAUACUAUUUCAAAAUGGCGCAGCAGAGAUCGUCACUUUCUCACUUUCUGAGGAAACUCGGAGAGCUUGUCCUCACAAGAUUUCCAUUUUUCUGUGCCCUCGCAUUUACAAUGCUGUGCAGUGAAAGGGAGUCUAGUAGAAGACCGGAGGGGUAUCCUCAUACUGUUAUCUACGUUCAUUUAGCUCUACUCAUCCUUGAGGGCAGUAUGAUGUCAUUUGCAACUCAGAGAUCCUUAUUUGCCUUGAUGUGCGCCAUUCAAGCAGCCGUUAUGAUGUUGGUUACUCACACAAGCCCCAGCUUACGCUUCAAACCGUGGCUCAUGAUUCGAAUGUUAUCAAGGGAUAUUGGUGUCAUCGGAACAUACCUGAUUAUUGCAAGUCGUUCACACGAGGAGCUUAGCCGGCGAUAUCGUCUGACAAAGUUGUACCCCAUUGGACGGAGCUUCCUUGCAUCUUAUUUCAUAGUCUUGGCUUUCCAGUUGAAUCAAGAAGUGAUCGAGCAAAAGGCCUUUAUUCAUCGAGUUCCGGGUGGUCUCGCUGUAGUCUCGCUAUUCUGCAUUAUUUGUUUGAUAUCCAGCUUCAUGUUAAUGUCCGAGAUGAAAGUUAAAACAACUGCACAGAUUCUUCUGGUGUUGCUUCUAAUUAUCAUCGUUUUCGUGGAUUUGGAUUUUAAAUAUUGGCAGGGGAAGAAAGUGGAAUAUUGGAAUCAAAUAACAAUUGUUGGAAAUGACGUUUGUAUGCUGGCUAUGUUGUUUAUGCUAGCUGUAUGACACUGGAACAUGAUUUAUCUACCCUAUGCAACUAGACUAACAACUAUUGUCUUCACAGUUCACAAAUAUUCUCAACUGAAAUUUGUCAUUUUGCACGAGUAGUGUAGAUUUAAUGGUGUUAAUGGUAAUGGACAUUAAUAAUUUUAGUUUGUGGGUCAAAGCAUUGAUACAGUAUUUUGUUACAUACAGAUGUUUGUAAUUAUUGAACAAAAUAAAAUGUGCUAGGGCAUGUUUAAAUUUAGCUGACAAAAAGAGAACAAGCUUGAUAAUUUAUUUAUUUUCACAAUGAGUGAUUUGAGUCGUUUUGAAAACAUUACGCGCUCUUUUUGUAUACAAAAGACAAAAUGCUUAGUUAACUGUCUCAGUGCUCUUGAAAUGGUCCACAAAAACAUGGUAUAAUACUGAAUUAAACGACAACUCUCUGUUUAUUGUAAUGAUUUUAUUUAUCUAAAACGAAUCUUGGUAAAACUGUCAAAAAAUAUUGUAAUAAAAAAAUUAAAAUGCACAAAAUAAAAUAAUUACAAGACAAAUGUUUGCCUACUUUGUUUUUUAUGCGCGUGUAACAAAAUCAAACUUAGUAUACAGACUGGUAAUUAUCCUUAAUGUCAAAAAGACUGAGACAACUAAACACACGUACAGCGAAUCACUAGUCUAGAGUGGUUGCGGACUUACCAGGUAACAGUGCUCUCAGAAUUGUGCUCAUGCUCAGAACUACGAAAACAAUGGAAGUUUACCUGGUAAGUUUGCUGCCACCUAGCGUUUGAAAAUCUCCCAUUGACUUAUCACCUCGAUAUGAGUGUUAAUUUCCAUUCCCUUUCGCCCCUCUAAGGGCCUUGGGUCAAAUAAACAUUGGUUUGUAACCCUCGGAGGCUCACGUGAACCGUCACAUAGGGGGUUUUCCCCACCACAUUUAAAACGCACAUAAAAUACUUGAAAUCUAAAAUAGUACAUUUCAUCCUCUUUCAUAGGUUCCUUAUGUACAAUAUGGAUUACAAAACAAGGCACAUGAUAAUAAAUGUGAUUCAUAACCAUCAAUAGAGUAUGAUCUAUAAAAAUAUAUACAUACAUCAUCAAACCUGUAUGGUUUAAAUGGAAAUGGAAUGUAAACGUUUGGUAUUGUUUAGAAGCCUACGUCGUCAGCUUUCGAGAGUAUAUUAUUUGAAGCAAUUUGAGAAUCAUUUCACUUCAAAGGAAGCAAUGUGGUUAUGUUCAAAGAUAUAAGUUUUUGCACCACAACUUGAAUCUGAGGCUACGGUAACGUUUCUCAGAUUGUGAAUUACAUUUGUAGAUUAUUCUUCGUUCGUGGACAAUAACCGCUCCAGAUUUUCGGCGUUAUCUCAAAAACGCUUCCACCUCUUGAGAUUAAAUUUUCACUGGUUAAGGGUUUUAUCUGCAACUAUAUAGGACUGUAAAAACAAAGAGUGGGUUCAACUUACCAAACGUAUACAAUUCCUCUAAAUACAAAACGUAAAAGCAGUGUUACCGAUUUCCAAAACAAGCGGGUCAUCUUAAUCCCUAAAAUGCAAUGGGUGUGUCAAUAGUGUGAUUGUCUGAGUAUAAUUUGGGCUAAAGAAUAUGAUGCUUGUAUGAAAUAUUAUUUUCAAAAGUGACGUGGUUUUCGAGAAAAAAAAGGAAUUUUCCACGAAUUUGAUUUCGAGAC